AUGAAUAAAUGCAUCUAAUGGAUAAAGCAUUUGCUGAGUAAAUGCAUAUCUAUUUUUCAAUAUUCGAAAAUCAAAAGCUCAGACCAGAAUUAUCAGAUGUCGUAGUUUAGUUAGGUCGAGUUAAACCCAGACAAAGAGAUUAAAAAUAAUUUGAAGGUAGAACUAAAGAAUGAAAGUAAAGCAAAUUAUCAUUGACAAUUUAGAUUAUGAAACCGAAUUGGCCACAUAGGAUUUAGAAACUAAACUCUAAUCUUAAAAUUAGAAGUUGUUGGAAAAAUCCAAUGAUUUUGACAUCCAAGAAAAUCAAAUUAAUCUAAGUCAGGCUCGAGAGUUCAUUCAGAAUAUUCCCAACAUGGAUCUAAAAAAUGUUGAAAGCCUAACAGAAGUUGGAAUCCAAGCUGUAGAAAUAUUUAAAACCUAACUUGAAGAUUGUGAAGGCUAUGAACUGCUUGAGAAUAAUCAAGAUGAAUUUGUUUUUUGGAUUAGAUAUUAUGAAACACCUGAAAAGUUUCAAAUUACAUAAAUGAGAUAUAAGUUCACACUCAACACAACAAUUUAAAAUUACAUUUCAUUUAUGAGAGACCUACAACUACAGAAGUAACUAGAUUCAUCAGUGGAUUAGUUUGAAUCUCAUUAUUCAGAUGAAGGAUUACAGAUCAAUUACUUGAGAUAUAAGAAAAUACUUUUUAUGGACCCAAGAGAUUUUCUAUAUAUCAAAUACACAAAAUUUAUUGAUGAAGAUACUGUGAUUGAAAUCAGUAAAUCAUUUGAAAAUCAGGACUUUCAACCUUAGUAUCUUAAUAUUUUAACAUAGUGUGCCCACGACCAAAUCAACUACACGAGCCAUUCUGCUUUUGAGUGGAAAUUUAAUAAAAUAAGUGGAACCAAAUAAAAUUGAAAUUUUAACAUUCUCUGAAUGCAAUAUGAAGUUGAAAUUAAAACCAGCCAUGACUAAAUCAGCCAGCAAAAAUGAAAUUAAGAAAUUGAUAAAAAAAUAUCGUGAUCAUUUUAAUUCAAUUUAAUGA
This is a messenger RNA of Paramecium octaurelia, 1025 nucleotides long. Lineage: Eukaryota; Ciliophora; Oligohymenophorea; Peniculida; Parameciidae. The record is from the annotation of a GenBank genome assembly.